ACAGGGGGGAAGUGGGGUGCUUGUGCUGGCCACAAUUCCGCAACAAUCUGCACUUUCGCACACUGCCCUUGCAUUGCAUUGCAUUGCAGUCUUGCGCUGCUUCAUCACCCACCUCGCGGAAUUUGUUGUUUGCAAUUCAUCUUGCUGCUGACGCUGUUGUUGUUGUUGUUGUUGUUGUUGUUGUCGUUUUUGUAGCAAUGGCCAUGACUGCUCGCUUCGCCGGGCGCUUCUUGCGCUACUCUACCCCUCUGGCUCAACAGCCAUGGCAGAGAUCUUUCUCUGCCGCUGUGCCUCAGGAGCCUCAACAGCCUCAACAGCCUUCCCAUCAAUUUUCUCCUACUGGAGCCGAUCCUGAGAAGACUGCAGAGACUAAGGACUCUAAAGAUUGGAGUGCAGUUUUGGACCAUAGCGUCAAUACGCUGUUUCUGUCGGAGAUGGCUAGAGGCAUGGGUUUGGCUCUGAAGUAUUUUUUCGAGAAGAAAGUCACAAUCAAUUAUCCCUUCGAGAAGGGUCCUUUGAGUCCCCGUUUCAGAGGGGAGCAUGCCCUUCGUCGGUAUCCCACUGGUGAAGAGCGAUGUAUCGCUUGCAAGCUUUGUGAGGCGGUGUGUCCUGCUCAAGCUAUAACCAUUGAAGCAGAGGAACGUGAAGAUGGUAGUCGUCGAACCACCAGAUAUGAUAUAGACAUGACGAAAUGCAUCUACUGUGGCUUCUGCCAAGAAGCUUGCCCUGUGGACGCUAUUGUAGAAGGUCCUAAUUUCGAGUUUACCACCGAGACUCAUGAGGAAUUGUUGUACGACAAGGAGAAGCUUCUCGAAAAUGGUGACCGUUGGGAAACAGAAAUAGCUGAGAACCUUCGAUCUGAAAGUUUAUACCGCUGAGCGACUUUGUGGUGACGUUGUAUUUCUUAGAGGCCAAUUUCUAAUUACAUCCUGAAUAAAGUGCUUGGUGGCACUCAUCUUAAGUAAUUUUGUACAGCAAUGAACCUCUGAGCAACUUGUUUUGCUUUGGUGGUAGUGUAGGUCAUUCGAAAUUUUACCCCUCAACUUUGGAGAACAUGUCAGUGUGCUAUCCAGCAGGCACUGCUUCUCUCGUGUGUUGCUAGUUCUUGAUGUAGCGGAUUUAGAUAUGGCUGCCAGUGAGGUCAACUUGGUGACACUUGAGAACAGUUACCAAAACAUAUAUCAUUGAAGGAACAGACCCCCAAUUCUAAUGAUCUCACACCCAUACUGCUACAAAAU
This is a messenger RNA of Physcomitrium patens, 1238 nucleotides long. RefSeq lists its product as uncharacterized. Gene Ontology annotation, cellular component: membrane; respiratory chain complex I. Gene Ontology annotation, biological process: mitochondrial electron transport, NADH to ubiquinone; mitochondrial respiratory chain complex I assembly. Gene Ontology annotation, molecular function: 4 iron, 4 sulfur cluster binding; NADH dehydrogenase activity. The record is from RefSeq and is a predicted model, not a curated record. Lineage: Eukaryota; Viridiplantae; Streptophyta; Bryopsida; Funariales; Funariaceae.